Molecule: messenger RNA, 161 nt
Organism: Racocetra persica
Lineage: Eukaryota; Fungi; Glomeromycota; Glomeromycetes; Diversisporales; Gigasporaceae
Source: the annotation of a GenBank genome assembly
UUUGCGAUCUAUGCGUACUUAGAGAUGGAACUUUUAUAACUGAAAAUCCGGAUAAUCCAAAUAUGACAAAUUAUUCGGAUAAAAUAUUGAUUUCAGUUAAUUACCGUAAAUCGAAUUAUCCGGCUAUCCUUACUACAGCAUAUUAUCAUGCCAUUGGCUGA